Molecule: messenger RNA, 1919 nt
Organism: Salvia miltiorrhiza (redroot sage)
Lineage: Eukaryota; Viridiplantae; Streptophyta; Magnoliopsida; Lamiales; Lamiaceae
Exons: 8
Coding region: 158-1723 (521 amino acids)
Cellular component (GO): spliceosomal complex
Source: RefSeq, a predicted model, not a curated record
AUUUUUCAUAUUUGGUUGGGUCGAGGCAAUAUGAGAGCCCAAUUGAUUUCCAAGCACCCAUCAUAUUCAUAUCACAGAAUCAUCCUCUUUUAAAAAAAUAAAGUUAGGGCUUCCGAUUUUGCCGGAAAAAACAAAAUCCUAACGGAACGGCCACGUAAUGGAGCUACCGCCGCCUCAGAAACGAAUGCGCUCCGGCUCCCCAGCAUUCGACGCCCCUAUCGACCUCUCGCUCCUCGAAGCCCUCGAGAAAUCGCAGCAGAACGCCAUCGAAACCCUCGACCUUAAAACCUUAAAGAGGCUCGCCCUCUCGUUGGAGCGCCGCCUCAACGCCAACACCGCCGCCCGCCUCAAGUACCCGGACAACCCGGAGAAGUUCGCCGAUUCCGAGCUCGAGCUCCACGAAGAGCUACAGAAGCUCAAAAUCCUCGCCGGCGCGCCGGAGCUUUAUUCCGACCUCGUCAGCCUCGGCACCGUCAAUUCCCUCACCGGACUUCUCAACCACGACAAUACCGAUAUUGCCAUUGAUGCCGUCACGCUCCUGCAGGACCUCACCGACGCCGACGUUAUCGAGGACAACGAGGAAUCGGCGCAGGUGCUCGUCGACGCGCUGAUCGAGAACAAUGCGGUGGAGUUGCUGGUUCAGAAUUUGGCGCGGUUGAAUGAUUCCGACCCCGAUGAGUCGGCUGCGAUUUACAACACUCUGUCCACUAUUGAGAAUCUCAUCGAGGUGAAGCCUUCUGCAUCCGAACUUGUCUGUGAGAAGACGAAGCUGUUGAAAUGGCUUCAGGCGCGGAUUAAGAUACGUGAAUUCGAUAGUAAUAAGCAGUAUGCUUCUGAAAUUCUGGCGAUUUUGUUGCAGAAUAGUGCUGCGAACCAGAAGAGGUUCGGUCAGAUGAAUGGUGUGGACACUUUGUUGCAGGCCGUGGCAAUGUACAAGUCCAAGGACCCGAAGACUGGCGAUGAGGAGGAGAUGGUGGAGAAUUUGUUUGACUGUUUGUGUUGUGUGUUGAUGCCUUUGGAGAAUAAGGAGAGGUUUGUCAAGGCGGAAGGGGUAGAGUUGAUGAUCAUUAUUAUGAAUCAGAAGAAACUAUGUUAUGGGUCUGCCAUCAGGGCUUUGGAUUUUGCAAUGACUAACUAUCCGCCUGCUUGCGAACGGUUUAUUGAUGUGAUGGGGUUAAAGACUGCUUUCCCUGCUUUUAUGGGUAAGGUACCUCUCAGCAAGAAGAAUAAGAAAAAACAGUCCAAAGAAGAAUUGGAAGAACGCCUCUUAUCUCUAAUUGCAUCCCUAUUUGGUGGAAUCUUGAGGGGUUCCAGAAGGGAAAGAUUGUUAAGCAAAUUUGUUGAAAAUGAGUGUGAAAAGAUAGAUCGACUUAUGGAACUCUAUAUGAGAUAUUCAGAUAGAGUGAAAGAAGAGACUGAACGGUUUAAUCAACUUGAGCUCGACGAUCUUGAGAUUGAUGAUGACGAGAAAUAUAACCGGAAGCUGGAUUCUGGGCUCUAUACUCUUCAGUUGAUUGCUGUAAUCCUGGGUCACCUUUGGACCUCCGAGCACCCUCGGAUGAGAGCAAGGAUUGAAUUGCUCUUGAAGCAGCAGAAGUUAACUAAGAAUGAUGUGAAGAAUAUUCUUCAGGAGUAUCAUGACAAUAUUGGUGACCUCGAUGGGCCAGAAGAGAAAGAAAGGGCUCAGUCAAAGAUCUCCAAAUUCAUCUCCGCCUUAACAUAAUGGCAAGAUUUUUGGCAUAUUCUUGAGGAAGGGCGUUGUGAUGAAGAUAAAAUUGAUAUUUAGCAAUCCUCCUUGAGAUUCUGUAUUUUGAUCAAUGUAAGCAGAACUAGUUCAAGCCUAUUGUAUGUCAAAUAUUUUAUGCAAUUCAGUAAAAUGACGCGUGUGGGAAAUCAAAUAUUUCUUUCUUUUCUCAAAA